AAAAUGAAUCAUCCAUCAGCGGCUCGCCUCAUGACUUGGUCACAGAAAUCUGCUUCCGAUCUGACAAGUUGGCAACACCAUGCCCUGGUCCGUUUUCGAGUCCGGUCCGACGAGUGUACGAUGUAAACGAAAUAAAAAUGGAGACCAUCCACCUCAGUCUUCUAGUCGACUUGUACAGAGACCAGCCGUGUCUGUGGGAUUCUUCGUCACCCGAACACGCUGACAAGGAAUUGAGGCAGUAUGCACUGGAAGAGAUUCUUAAAGGGGCUGGGUAUGCGAUUACAGAGGACAAUGUUGCGAUUUUAAAGAGGAAGAUCAAUUCACUGAGAACCACCUACACGCGAGAGCUUCGUAAAGUCUUGGACAGUAAAGAAAAGGACCCCGACAAUGUCUACGAGCCAAGGUGGACUUACUAUGAAAGACUUGAUGAGUUUUUGAAUAAAAUCACUUGGAGGCAGAAGGGACAUGCCCCUAUGAAUUUUUCGCGGGCUGACAACGGCAAUGGGUCAUCUUCCAGGCCUCGAAGAGCGGCGAAAUCGGCCGCAAAAGCGUCGGCUGUCACAGAGGAAGAGUCUGGAGAUGGAGAUUCGACUUCUUCUUCCUUCUCUGACUUUGAUUCGUCGCCCUCUCCUCGACCUGCCAAGACACAGUCUUCUAAUACUCCGGCGAAACGCUCCGCCCAGUCCACAAACAAGAACACACCUCAGACAGAAGAACAAGGGUCAGGGAAGAAGAAGAGAUUGGACCCAAAAGUGGAGAGCUACCUCUUGGAUGUUGCGAAAGAGAAAGAAGCUUUUGCGGCGAUUGUCAAAGAUCUGAAGCAGGUAAAAAACAACAUGGCUUCUACGCCGCAGUCUCGGUGGACGCACUUUGGUCACUAUGUGGCCAUGACCCUGGACACCCUUGACCCUGUUGUGGCUACUGCAGCUGCGACUGAGAUGCAAGGGACCAUCGCCAAGUUUGUUGCUGAAACUGAAAGGUUUUGAAGAACAUCAAAGUUUCAACAUCAGUGUGUGCUCCUGAGUUGCUGAGUGUACGUUUUCCUCGUCCUCAAGGCCCGAGGUAGAUCCCUUGAGCAUCACUGACAAUACAGUACUGCAUACAGCUACAGUGGAUAUUUCUUUCUGCUCAGAGGACAGUUGUUUUGCCCCAGAUUUUACUCCAAACGUGUUUGGUGAGAGAUACAAUGUUUUCCUGCAGCUGGUUCUCGAGGGCCAAAACAGUCUGAUUAAGGAAAGUGUAUUUUUGUCCAAUUUUCUAUAUUUGGAUUAUAAUCAUGACGGUGGCCAUUAUGACCAGACUGAACUGAUGGCACUGUUUGAUACAACCUUAAUCUCUGAAGACAAGCAUGUUGGGGGUUUUUUUUCCUAGGGUUCCAGUAUUGGGAUUCGCAGUUCCUGUUUGACGUUGCUCUGGGGAAAUUUCUCUGAGAAAGGCUAAAUUUACGGGAUGGUUAGCUGGUUCAUGAUGUGUGAGUCACGGCUCAAACACUAACACAGACAGUUCAUGUUGUGUGAGAUCAGUAUUAUGAUUAUUGUGAUUUUGAGAUAAAAUCAGGUGGUCCAUGUAUAGCAUGUAAAUCCAAGAUCCUAUAUUAUCGUUGGACAAAUGUUCUGAAACUGUUCAGAUGGACGAGCCCAAAA
Messenger RNA from Aplysia californica (California sea hare), 1643 nucleotides. RefSeq lists its product as uncharacterized. The record is from RefSeq and is a predicted model, not a curated record. Lineage: Eukaryota; Metazoa; Mollusca; Gastropoda; Aplysiida; Aplysiidae. The coding region runs from base 138 to 986 and encodes 282 amino acids. The transcript has 3 exons.